GACUUGAGGACUACUGACAGAAUGCACACAGUGACAGUCAUGCAGCGGGGAGUAUGGCCUCUAUUGCUCUGGCCCUAUCUGCUAACUGUUAGCAUCCCACUAGACUGUAAGGAAGAGCAGAGUAGCCUCUCCCGCUGCCCCUCCAUCUCUCAAGAGAAACUUCUAGACCGAGUCAUCCAGCAUGCUGAACUUAUCUACCGUGUCUCAGAAGAAUCAUGCUCUUUGUUUGAGGAGAUGUUUAUUCCGUUCGCAUUGCAGCUACAGAGGAACCAAGCUGGCUAUGCAUGUAUCACCAAAGCCUUACCCCUCCCCAGCUCCAAAAGUGAAAUCCAACAGAUAUCUGACAAAUGGUUGCUCCACUCAGUGCUAAUGCUGGUACAGUCAUGGAUUGAGCCUUUGGUCUACCUGCAGACUUCUCUGGAUCGCUACGAAGCUGCUCCUGACAUGCUGCUUAACAAGACCAAGUGGGUGUCAGAGAAACUGAUCAGUCUGGAGCAGGGGGUGGUGGUUCUCAUCAAGAAGAUGUUGGAUGAGGGAAUGCUGACCUCAAACCACAGUGAGCAAGGCCUACUCCAGUAUGAUGUGCAACCAGAGAUGCUGGAAUCUGUCAUGCGAGACUACUCCUUACUCAGCUGCUUCAAGAAAGACGCCCAUAAGAUGGAGACUUUCCUUAAGCUCCUCAAGUGUCGACAAACUGAUAAAUACAACUGCGCAUAAGACUUAAAAUGCAGUUCUUAAAUAAUACUGCUUUAAAUGAAUUCCUGAGGUUGGUAGCCAUGCACUUAUAGAUAUGGCCAUGCCUUAGGCGAUUCAGCCUUGUUUGCAAUGCAGUACAUUCUUUAUUGAUUGUUUUGGAGCACCUUCACACAAAACUAAGUAGGUGUAAUGCUGUGCCCUUUCUACAGCAUACCACAUUUUAUAUUUUCCCUGCUCUGUUGUUAUUUUAACCUGGCAAAGGCAACAGAGGGCAAACUCCCAAAAGAUUAUUUGCGUGUCGAGCUGUCAAGAAAAUCUGCAUAUCCUGCCAUUGAUUUCCAUUUCCUUUGUUCUUAACUGGAGUUUGUAUUCCUCGCUGGCUCUUGCAGUGUUUUGAUUAUUCCCACGGCCCCCAGAGUAUUCAGUGAGACGGUUUCACUUCUGCAUUAGUGAAAUGAAACACUUUCACCGGAGACGGGAGUCAAACAGAGAGCAAUCACUACUUUAAAAAAGACACACAUUUUGAUUGGUGCAAGAGUGUGAGAGACAGAGAGAGAAUGAAUAACAGCUAAAAUGAGAGGCAAGUCUUAUCUCGAGUUUUUGGUUAGAUGCAGGUUUAGAAUUACUGAGUGCUCAUGAAAGAACCAGAAAUAUUUCUGUGCCUAAACAUGUCCAAUUUCAUCUGAAUGUAAUAAUAGAAGCUGGUUAUUCACUUUAAAUGAUACGAUUUUUGGAUGUAAUACAUAUGUAAUGCAGAAUGCAAAUUAUUACAUAUUAAUAUUUUUAAACAUCUUAUGUGUAAAUAGAACAAACCCAAUGUAAUGUAAAACCUUUCUAGUGAACUACUUACUGUAUGCGCUAAUAAAGCAAAUUAUUUAAAGA
Plectropomus leopardus (leopard coralgrouper) is the source of this 1578-nucleotide messenger RNA. It is a transcript of the gene smtla, whose product is annotated as somatolactin alpha. Gene Ontology annotation, cellular component: extracellular region. The record is from RefSeq and is a predicted model, not a curated record. NCBI's taxonomy places the organism in Eukaryota, Metazoa, Chordata, Actinopteri, Perciformes, Serranidae. Gene Ontology annotation, molecular function: growth hormone receptor binding; growth hormone activity. Gene Ontology annotation, biological process: response to nutrient levels; positive regulation of tyrosine phosphorylation of STAT protein; positive regulation of receptor signaling pathway via JAK-STAT.